Molecule: messenger RNA, 1300 nt
Organism: Chlorella variabilis
Lineage: Eukaryota; Viridiplantae; Chlorophyta; Trebouxiophyceae; Chlorellales; Chlorellaceae
Exons: 8
Coding region: 1-993 (330 amino acids)
Biological process (GO): autophagosome assembly; nucleophagy; autophagy of mitochondrion
Cellular component (GO): cytosol; cytoplasmic ubiquitin ligase complex
Molecular function (GO): Atg8-family ligase activity
Source: RefSeq, a predicted model, not a curated record
AUGUCGGGCCUGCGCUCUUUUCUGCACAGCACCUACAAGAGCGCCGCGGAGGCCGUGCUGCCUGCCCGAUCGCAGUCGGCAUUCAAGGAGAAGGGGGUGCUGACCCCCGAGGAGUUCGUGGCCGCGGGGGAUUACCUGGUCCACACAUGCCCCACUUGGAGCUGGGAGGCGGGCGACGCCAAGAAGGCCCGCCCCUUCCUGCCGCCCACCAAGCAGUUCCUCAUCACCCGCAACGUGCCCUGCCUGCGUCGCGCGGCGGCGGUGGAGGAGUAUGGCGAGAAGGAGGAGCAGGAGGUGGAGGCGGAUGAGGAGGGCGAGGGCUGGCUGACGGCGGACCAGAGCUCGGCGGGCCGCGCCGCGGCGGGCACCACCACCACCAACGCAGAGGGCUUUGAGGAGAUUCCCGACGUCGAGGAGGAGGCGGGAGGAGGGGAGGGCGGCGGCGUGGCGGAUGCGGCGGCGGCCAGCGCCAGCGAUGGGGGGGCGGCGGGGCCAGGGGGAGACGAGGAUGUGCCUGACAUUGAUGACCUGGAUUUGGAGGAUGAGGAGGAAGAGGACGAGGCGGCGCUGCGGCCGGCGCCCACAGCCGGCGGCGGCGGCGGCGAGGAGCACAUUGUGCGCACCCGCACCUACGAUCUGCUCAUCACGUACGACAAGUACUACCAGGUGCCUCGCUUCUGGCUGAUCGGAUACGACGAGGACCGGCAGCCGCUGACGCCAGGGCAGGUGCUGGAGGAUGUGUCUGAGGAGCACGCCCGCAAGACGGUCACAAUGGAGCCGCACCCUCACGGCGGCGUCACCGGCGGCGUGCAGGCCGCCUCCAUCCACCCCUGCCAGCACGCCAACGUGAUGCACAAGCUGGCGGAGCGGGUGGCGGGGGAGGAGGGGGAGUUCAGCGCGGAGCGCUACCUGGUGCUCUUCCUCAAGUUCAUCGCCUCUGUGGUGCCCACCAUCGAGUAUGACUACACCAUGGCUGCGGGAGGGGGUGCGUAGGCACUAGUAGGGGGCACACACACACACAUAUGUCGCACACACGCUCCACAGGAGGCAGCCCACCCCGCCAGCAGCAGUAGCAGCGAGGGGAGGAGGCGGAGGUGCCCACCCGGGCAGCCUAGCCCGCCGGCGGGAGCGGCAGAGAGGCGGCAGGGCUGGGGCGAGCGGCUCGGCGGCGGCGCGGCGGGAGCUGGUGCUGCCGCCAGAGCUCCCGUCCGUGUUGUACACUAUAUCUGUAGCAUAGUGCAUUUCUGUAUUUUGGCUGCCGACUCGCCACGGCAUUGUGAUAGUGCAGUUCAUCAACAAA